This is a messenger RNA of Trametes versicolor FP-101664 SS1, 2692 nucleotides long. Its product is annotated as barren. Gene Ontology annotation, cellular component: condensin complex. Lineage: Eukaryota; Fungi; Basidiomycota; Agaricomycetes; Polyporales; Polyporaceae. The record is from RefSeq and is a predicted model, not a curated record. Gene Ontology annotation, biological process: mitotic chromosome condensation. The transcript is spliced from 8 exons. Gene Ontology annotation, molecular function: chromatin binding. The coding region runs from base 1 to 2613 and encodes 870 amino acids.
AUGCCCACAACGCGCCCCCGCGCAGCGGCCGACGCCUCCCGCUCGCUCUACGCCGACUCCGACUCCGGCGGCGACACCGAACGCGAACAAACGCCCAAGCCCGCCGCGCGCCCCACCUCCAAGAAGCGGCUCAGCGAACGCCUCUACGACCCCGACGCGGGCGACGGCAGCUUCUCGCUCGACGGCGCACCCGGCCCCGCAAACGGCGCGCGCCCCCCGCUCAAGAGCGUGAACAUCAACGACGAUGCGGCUGAGAAACGGAGACGCAGGAAGAGCGCGAAGGUUACGAUCCAGCUCGACGACGACAACGCCGAGGCGGGCCCGUCCAGCGGCGCCGGCACCUCUGAGGCCGCGAAUGGCUCCUCCGACCCUGCUCGAGCGACGACGCUGGGCCGCACGAAGAGCCAGAUGCUGAACGUGCCCCAGGCACCGGUCAUCAACGUCCCUAUGGACGUCAUGAGCUCCAAUUUCGACCAGUGGAUGAAGAUGGCGACCGACAACAAAAUCAACGCCGCCAACUCCUGGAACUUCGCGCUCAUCGACUACUUCCACGACAUGUCCCUCCUCCGCAACGACGCCGACAACUCCAUCAACUUCCAGCGCGCCUCCUGCACGCUCGACGGCUGCGUCAAGAUCUGGACGUCCCGCGUCGACUCCGUCGGCACCGAGACCGGCAAGCUCCUCUCCAACCUCGCCAACGAGGGCGGCGCGGACGACGACGACGACGGCGCCGGGUCCGACAACCCGGACGGCGGCGACCCCUCGCAGUCCCAGCGCAAGCGCAAGGCGUACCGCCCCGAGUCGACGCUCGCAAAGUCCGCCGCACAGCUCCGGAGCAAGAAGCUCGAUCUGGAGUUUAGCGUGGACCCGCUGUUUAGGAAGACGUGUGCGGACUUUGACGAGGGCGGCGCGCAGGGCCUGCUCAUGAACCAUCUCGGCCUCACCAUCACCCCCGACGGAAGUUUGCGCGUCGUUUUCGACGCCAGUGAUUCGGUCGCCAAGGGCGAAGAAGAGGAACAGCCUCUUGAAGAGCCCAUCGACUUAGUCGACCUCAGCUAUCUGCGAGAACACUUCCUACCGGACAUCGAGGCCAUCGACUCGCAAGAAAUCUCGCACGAGCUCGAGGGCUUCUCCUUCGGCAAAGACAACUUCUCCGCCGACGACACCUUCUUCCGCGACGGCACGCACGCCCCGCACCUCGACGACGACGACGAUGACGACGACGGCAUCGGUGGCUUCAACGAAGACCCCGCCGACUUCGGCAACCCCAUGGACGUCGACCCCAGCAGCAGCGCCGCCGCGCCGCUCGACUUCUUCGUCGGGGAGAACGCCGUCACCGACGACUACCAGCAGGCGGACUACCAGGCGGAGUACGCCGCUGGGGGCGACAACGCGUCGAACAACGGGUCCGACGACGCGGGGGGCGAGCCAAGGGCGGGCGGGGCGUUCAUGCCGUUCGACCCAAGGAAGGCCCCGAACGAGCGGGAUCUUGUUCUGGCGAUGACCGAUGCGGACGCGGACGGCGGCGUGAUGAUGGACUACUUCGACUCCAACUUCCUCAAGAACUGGGCGGGCCCCGAGCACUGGAAGCUGCGCAAGGUCGUCCGACGCCCCGACGCAGCGGAAGCUGCCAAAGACCGGCCAAAGCGCGAGAAGAAGGAAGCCUUCAAGAUCGACUUCCUCACGCCCGCAGAGGACGACGUGAAGACACGCGCGAAGACGCUCUUCGCGCCCGUCACGCGCGGGGCGGGCAUCAACCUGCCCGGGCCGUCAACAAGCAAGAGCGCGGCGUCGCGCAAGACGGGGCGCGGGAAGAAGGCGAAGGAGCGCGAGAAGGAGAAGCGGGCGGAGCAGACGCUGCCGGACGACAUGCACUUCUCGAGCAAGUCGCUCGUCACGCUCUUCCUCAAGCCGAAGUUCUCAUUGAAGAUGCGCGGGUACCAGGUGCGGCCGGACGGCCGCGUCGACGGCGAAAUCGACGAGGCGUUCUGGGCGCAAGCGGCCGCAAAUCAGGCAGCAGGCGCAGGCAACGGCGACGACACACUCGACCCCGACGCCGUGCCCUUUGCAACACAAUUCUUCCACGACGACGACUACGACGACGGAGGCGGGUUCGACGAUGGUUUCGACGCCGGUGCGCCUGUCGAGGCGGGCGAGCAGGACUUGCUCGCAGCGACACAAGGGCAGACCCGACGCGUGAAAGUCGAGACCGUCAACUACGCGAGACGGGCGAAGCGUGUCGACGUGCGCAAGCUCAAGGACAACAUCUGGAAAGGGCUCGACAUCACGAUAGCUCCCGCGGAAGACGCCGAGGAUGCCAUGGAGACGGAUGACGCACGCCCACUGACAGACCCAUCCGACGGGCGCGAGUUCACGUCGGUGAUCACGGACCUGCGAAAGACGUACCCGAAGGACAAGAUGGAGGAGAUCAGCACGAGCUUCUGUUUCAUCUGCCUGCUGCACCUCGCGAACGAGCGCGGGCUCAAGCUCGAGGUCGACAACAAGGUCGAGGACGACAUGGAGGACGACGACGCCGACGCGGAGGCCAGCAAGGUCGGGAACCUGUGGGAUCUCAAGGUAUACCGGGAUCCCAACGCGACGCAGUCCGCAUAGCGACACGCCUGCUUUCUCUUUCUAUUUUACACGCUGUCCGUACACUUAUUUUACUCGUCUCGUUAUUCGGUGGUCUGGU